This is a messenger RNA of Chara braunii, 920 nucleotides long. The record is from the annotation of a GenBank genome assembly. NCBI's taxonomy places the organism in Eukaryota, Viridiplantae, Streptophyta, Charophyceae, Charales, Characeae.
CAACUGCGGUCAGCCUGGCCACUUCGCCAGGGACUGCCCCGUGGGUAGUAAUCCAGGAACGCCACCGCUGCAGCAGCAGCAACCGUCGUUCGUGAAUAAUACCAGAUACUGGCAGAACAAGCGCCAAGAGCUUGAAGACGACAUCAAAAGACUCAAAACUAUGAAUGAAUGGAUGAACAUCAAGUUGAGGAAAGAACAAGAGAAAAUCGACAAGUAGAGGGAAGAAGAGGAGAAGGUAAGGAGGGAAGAGGAGCAAAGGAGGCUCCGACAGGAGCAGGAACGAAGGCAGACGGAGCUGAGGAUGCUGAACAAGGAGAUGGAGCUGAGGAUCAUUUCCAUGGCAGCAAGGGAAAUGCAUCAUUUCCGAGUGGAAGUACGUAUCGACGGUAUCGUCGUAAUGACAUACAAACUGCGCUGGCGGCCAGGACAACAACCCUGAAGGAGAAGGGGAAAGGAAGGGCUAAAACUCUGGAUGAUCAUGGCAUUGCUGCGGACAAGCUCUUGAAAUACCUGCAGGGAGAUAACGCAGAAAGCUCUCGAGACAGAGAAGAACGCGGCAGAUGGCUGUUCACACCAAAGAACAGAGGGCAAAGAGUGUCAAGGAAGCUGGGAACGCCGGAGGAAUCAGAAGACGGAGGAGAAGCAACACCUCGAUCUGAGAAGCAAGGCUUGAACACUAAGCCGCAGGGAAUGGAGAAGAAAGUGCCGGCUAGCUGCAGCAGGGAAGGAGUGACUGAAUACUUUCUAAACAUCAGGAAGAAGUACUCAGAACUGACGACACAAGAGAUCAAGAAGCUAUGCAUAAGGGAGGGGACGGACUAUACGUAAACUGUAAACAAGGAACAAGGACUCGGAGAGCUAGUUCGCGUAAGAACGAGGCUGGCGUACGAAGGGUGGCUGAAUGAAGACAAAACGACGGA